Penaeus indicus is the source of this 736-nucleotide messenger RNA. Its product is annotated as selenoprotein M-like. Gene Ontology annotation, cellular component: endoplasmic reticulum lumen. Bases 54 to 293 code for a protein of 79 amino acids. Gene Ontology annotation, molecular function: oxidoreductase activity. The record is from RefSeq and is a predicted model, not a curated record. The transcript has 3 exons. NCBI's taxonomy places the organism in Eukaryota, Metazoa, Arthropoda, Malacostraca, Decapoda, Penaeidae.
AGAGCUGCAGUGGAUGACGUCUGAAUAGCCUCCCACAGGUGAAGAAAUUCAUCAUGGAGGAUAUGCCACUCUUCCACAACGCCGAAGUGAAGUUCAUCGGCGGUGCCCCUCCUGAGCUGGUGCUGCUCAACGCUUCAAAUGAGGAAGUGGAGCGUCUGCCUCUGUCCGAGUUGAACCGCGAGGAGUGCAACAUGCUCAUGCUGAAGAAGGGCUUUUACAAGAAGACCAAGAAGGACGAGGAGGUUCCCGACCAGUACCGGGAAGGGCCGUACAAGGAGAGGGUGGAACUCUAAGAUGUGAAUUUUUUUAACCGAAUGAACUGUAGUUCAACAGCACACGCCAGGCAUAUUUCCAUUGGUGGCGGGCCACGUGUUCUAUUCUAUCCCUCCUUCCCCUUUUUUAUUUGUAGCGUGUAUAAUUAAACCCAAGUUAGAUGCACAUGAAAUAAAAAAAAAAUCCAUUGUGUGUAAAUGAAGAUGUUGAAGAUGUAUCAGUUCAUAGACGGCGUUUCCUCCUUUGUACUUUUUCACCACCCGUUGUACUGUGAUGGGGAGUGAAUGUGGCGGGGCAGAGGGCCGUCGGCGGUCGGGAGACACCAUGAAGAGGGCGGUGGAAAGGGUUUGAUACUCACGCCGUCUUCGGAAGUCUGAAGUCGGCCUGGCUGCUGACGGCCGUGUGCUCCGCCUGUUCACAGACUCAUGACAGAUCAUAAUAAGAAUGUGUGAUUUUAAACAGA